Dibothriocephalus latus is the source of this 678-nucleotide messenger RNA. The record is from the annotation of a GenBank genome assembly. NCBI's taxonomy places the organism in Eukaryota, Metazoa, Platyhelminthes, Cestoda, Diphyllobothriidea, Diphyllobothriidae.
AUGGCAAUUGCUGCUGCUGUUGCUGCUGCUCAUGCGGCGACUGCUGUUGAUGCUGCUGCUGUUGUUCGACACAACCGCAUCGGACAGCCGUUUGCCGUCCGUCAUCUGUUCAACGACGCGAUGGCUAUUGCUUUUGCUGCUGCUGGGGCUGCGGCCGUUCAAGACAACCUCAGAGGGCUGCCCAGUCGUCGCAACAGCAGCCGCGGCAGCAUCACCAGCAAUGGCUGUUGUGUCCAUGUUCCCGUCCGUCUUCUUUGCAACGACACCACGGCUAUUUCUGCUGAUGCUGCCUUGGCUGCUGUUGCGUCGACUGCUGUUGAUGCUGCCGCUGUUGUUCGACACAACCGCAUCGGACAGCCGGUUACCUUCCGUCUUCUUUGCAACGACACCACGGCUAUUUCUGCUGGUGCUGCCUUGGCUGCUGCUGUUGUUCGACACGACUGCAUGGAACAGCCGGUUAUCGUCGGUUUUCUUUGCAACGACGCGAUGGCAAUUGCUGUUGCUGUUGCUGCUGCUCAUGCGGCGACUGCUGUUGAUGCUGCUGCUGUUGUUCGACACAACCGCAUCGGACAGCCGUUUGCCGUCCGUCAUCUGUUCAACGGCGAGAUAGCUAUUGCUUUUGCCGCUACUGGGGCUGCGGCCGUUCAAGACAACCUCAGAGGGCUGCCGUUUGCCUAG